ACAUAUUCUUAAUUUCUUCUUCCCUUUCACUUCCAUGGCUCUCUUCUCAAAAUUCUUCUCUUUUCUGUUCUUCACAGUACUUUUCCUGUCUCUGCAAAUCCAUGCCAGAGACAGUCAGUUCUUCAGCAAAGUAACACAUGCCAACGACAAUAAUAUUAAUGGGAUCAAAGAAACUGAUCUCCCCAGCAAAGAAGAAGAACCAGUGAACAAGCAGCCAGGGCAAGAGCCUGUCUUCGUCCCUGAGGCUCAUGACAGCUAUGGCCUCUACGGCCACGAGUCCGCCGGCCAGUUCCCUCCGGCCACCACCACCACCACCACCAUGACGCCGUACCCGCCGUACAAGACUGAGUCUGAGGAGUACAUGAUGAGCAAGUAUCCAAACAAUAAGUAUUAUUCCUACUACAACAGGGAUGCUUAUAACACAAACUACUAAAAGGAUGCUUAUGGCAAAGGCAAUGAUCUGGACAAUACAAGGCACACAGAAGGAGGAUACGAGCCUGUAAUGUCGAAGAAUCCGAUGACAAGGAAGAAGAACCAGAUGUUCUAUAACUGCAACAAUGGCGGAUAUGAUGAUAGGUAUCACCACAAUAAUGGUGAGAGGCAAUGAAUGAGUGAUACUAGGUUUAUGGAAGGUGGAAAAUACUACUAUGAGAAUAAUAACUCCAUUGAAGCAUAUCAGAAUCAGGGGUUUGAGGGUAACGCAGAUGAGUUUCAGCCUUGAACUUAGUGUGUUUGGAUUAAAAAUAAUUCACAAUUGAAGUUGGAAUCAACAGAGUUAGUAAAUCGAGAUUAAAAAAAAGGUCAGCAAUUUUAAUGUGAUUUA
Molecule: messenger RNA, 823 nt
Organism: Prosopis cineraria
Lineage: Eukaryota; Viridiplantae; Streptophyta; Magnoliopsida; Fabales; Fabaceae
Product: protein E6-like
Source: RefSeq, a predicted model, not a curated record